Messenger RNA from Helianthus annuus (common sunflower), 834 nucleotides. RefSeq names its product gamma-interferon-responsive lysosomal thiol protein. The record is from RefSeq and is a predicted model, not a curated record. Lineage: Eukaryota; Viridiplantae; Streptophyta; Magnoliopsida; Asterales; Asteraceae. Bases 88 to 828 code for a protein of 246 amino acids. The transcript is spliced from 5 exons. Gene Ontology annotation, molecular function: oxidoreductase activity, acting on a sulfur group of donors, disulfide as acceptor.
AAAAUCAUUAUAAAAAAGCAUAAUCAAACACUAAAGUUAUCAAAUAUUCAUUCACAGUGACAGUGAAGUAGUAAAUAACAAAAAAACAUGGAGGCCCAUCUUCACCGAUCAAAAAAUGUUAUUGUUCUUCUUGUUCUAAGCGUCUCUUUAGCUGCAACUCUAGUGCAGUCAUCUGCAACGCCGGUCGCUGGAGAGAAAGUGAAGCUGGCUUUAUACUACGAAGCUCUAUGUCCCGGCUGUACAUAUUUUAUUCUCAACGAUCUAUCCAAGAUAUUCGAUAACGGGCUGAUUGAUAUCGUUGAUCUCAAGCUAAGUCCCUAUGGAAAUGCUAAGAUUAGUUCCAAUGGCACCAUUGUCUGUCAGCAUGGUGAAUGGGAAUGCAAGCUAAAUACCGUCGGGGCCUGUGCAAUCAAUACAUGGCCUAAUGUGAAUGACCACUUCAAAUUUAUCCAUUGUGUGGAGAGUUUAAGUGAUGAUGGCAAGUAUAGAGAGUGGAAAACUUGUUUUAAGAAAUUAAAGUUAGACCCAAAACAAGUUACUGAAUGCUUCACCGGUGAGCUUGGUCACAAGCUCGAGCUACAAUAUGCGGAUGAAAUAGGCGCUCUUAAACCUCCCCAUGAGUAUGUGCCAUGGGUCGUAGUGGACGGGAAACCACUCAAAGAGGAUUUUGCAAAUUUUGUGAGCUAUGUGUGUAAAGCUUAUAAAGGAUCUAAGGUUCCCCAAGCUUGCCGUGGGUUAUCUCUCAAGAAAGACAGUGCAAAACCUUUCAAUAAUGUGUGCUACAAAGAAGACAACAAUGCUAAGUCAAAGGUUUUGGAAUCUAUGUAAAGCUAA